Messenger RNA from Benincasa hispida (wax gourd), 1190 nucleotides. RefSeq lists its product as uncharacterized. Lineage: Eukaryota; Viridiplantae; Streptophyta; Magnoliopsida; Cucurbitales; Cucurbitaceae. The record is from RefSeq and is a predicted model, not a curated record.
AAAUUCCAUUUUGAUAUUCACUAAACUUCUCUAUUGAUUUGUGAACUCAACAGCAUCAAAAGCUCAUGGUUAAUGGGGUCCGCCACUGCGAAGCUUUCAGGCAAAUGCGCCCUAUGGCUUUCGUUGACCCAACCAUCACUUACACGGCCGAUUUGAAUCGUCAUUCCUUUUUUUGAGAACUCCAAAAGCCAUUUCUCUUAUAACUUGCCUCACUACUCAUUCUUUUCUCUCUUUGAAGAUACGCUUUCGACACUUGAUUUCUGGGUUUCUUCUUCUACUGAUUCCUUUUGAUGGUUCGAAACUCAACACCCAUAUGCCGCAUCUCUGUUUCGUCGACGGUUGAAGCUGUUCCUGAGAAGAUGAAGGAUCAAACCGCAAACUAUCCGAGGGUGAAAGUAAGGGAGGAGAAAUACUUGGAUGAUCAUCCUGCUGUAUAUGAGCAGAAGAGAAGUUAUUUGUUGUCUCUGAAAGAUUUGGAAUCACUGUUACUUCAAGACUCCUCCAAUUCUCCAGGAAAGGAACAUCAUGUUUCUCCAUCACCCUCUGCUAAAAUUCCAAAAGCUUACAUUCCUAAUGAAAUCAAGCCAUCCACUUCUGAAUCUCAAGCAGAAAGGAGGUGCCAAAUGGUUGAUGAGGACAACAAAGCAAAUAUUAGAGCUAGUUCAAUCCCAAUGCCUCGUGCCAUCAUAUCCAGCCCUGAAAAUGAUCUAAUGAUUGGGAAGAAAAACAGAAAAACAACUGAAAAACCGUCAGUUUUGAAGAAUCACAAUUCAGUCCAGUCCAGACACUCACAAUGUAAGAUCAUCGCUAGCCACAGUGCCAAUGAGAAUCCCAUUUCCUCGAGGAGAUCCAAGGAGACUGCUGAUAGUAAAUGUCGAAGCAUUGGAAAGAAUGGUACGGCCUACAGAGGCAGCAGCUUCAUGUCAAAGACAACUCACUAGAAACAAGAGACCAGUACUUGGGCUGAUGAUUUCCGGCGUGUUACCUUUCAAUAGGCCAAAUAUAUAACACUUGAGUCCAGUCUUUUAGUAUCAUUGUGGUGCUCUGUCUAAUUGUUCAGCAACCGAUUCCUCGUUCAUAUCAAAGCUUGGAAUCAGCUUCCGCACUAACAUAAAGUACUUUUUAUCCAUGUAGCCUGAGAUGUUUUGAACUUGAAAACUUUAGACGAAUGAAGUUCUAUUAGCAACCAA